Molecule: messenger RNA, 5650 nt
Organism: Paralichthys olivaceus (Japanese flounder)
Lineage: Eukaryota; Metazoa; Chordata; Actinopteri; Pleuronectiformes; Paralichthyidae
Source: RefSeq, a predicted model, not a curated record
GUAAGUGUAUGUGUGUGUAAGUGUGGGGGGGGGGCGAGAAUAGAGACGUGAUCGUCAAAGGUGAAACAAGUGAAGAGGAAGACAACAGUCUCAGGUAUUAAAUGAAGUGGAAUAACCAUAUCCGUUGCUGAUGCCGGCAACAGACUCUGACCUCACGUCCAUGGAGGACCCCCCUGCAGUGGAGGAUGAGAAAGGAGGCCUGACUGACCUCCCUCCAUCAGCUACUCCUGCUGCCAUCAUUGUUUCAUCUCCUUUCCCUACCACUAUGACAAAUUUCACUGGUGAGACUGAGAUGGAGAACAGAGCUGUGUCCAUGGCAAGUCACAACUGCAGCUCUGCUCUUUCCUCACCUGCUGAAGCUAGCCCAGCCAAGCCUGCAGUAACAUCCCCGAAUACAUGUGAAGGGACUGUUGAAACGAGCCCACCUACCUCAAACAUAGCAUCAGCCUCAGACUCUUUAAAAUGCACAGGGACCAAUCUUGUCAACAUCACAGACUCAUUACCGUUGUUGUCCGAGUUGCCAUCCACCACGUUUGGCAGCGCAGAGCAGAAAAAUGAUUUUUCUCCUGUGCUAAAUUUCAAAGGCAUCACUGUCUCUCUGGAGAAUAACAGCGUGUGGAAGCAGUUUAACAGCUGUGGAACUGAGAUGAUUCUCACAAAACAAGGACGACGCAUGUUCCCGUACUGUCGGUAUCGCCUGGCUGGCUUAGAUCCUGAGCGCCACUACAUCCUGGUCCUGUCCUUACUUCCGUCUGACCAGUUCAAAUACCGGUGGAACAGAUCCCACUGGGAGAUCACUGGACCAGCUGAAAACCAGACCCAGGGUCUGAUCAGGGCCUUCGCCCACCAUUACUCAACUUGCAAAGGCUCGCAGUGGAUGGGCGGCCUGGUUUCUUUCUACAAGCUCAAACUGACCAAUAAUUUCCAAGACCAUGACGGUCACAUAAUCCUACACUCCAUGCAUCGCUACAUUCCAAGGCUACAUGUGAUACCUGUCCCAGAUGGAGUCACAACCACACCCGAUCAGCCUGUGGUUAUGGGACCGGAAAGCAUGACCUUCACUUUUCCACAAACUGAAUUCAUGGCUGUGACGACUUACCAGAACUUUCGGAUCACGCAGCUGAAAAUUAACCAUAACCCGUUUGCAAAAGGCUUCAGAGAGGACGGACACAACCCUCGUCUAAUCCGGGUCAAGGCUGAGGCUCAAUCUGUGGUGAAGAUAGAGGCUCAGUUUAACAUGUUGGAGCCAAAUGAAAGCAAAGAGGGGAUUGUGGAUCUGAGCACAAAGAAUCACGUCGCCCCUGCCUCCGUCUCGAAUGUGCAGGAGACUCGGCUGGUCCUGAAGCCCAUAAUGUCGACACCUAAUAAGAACAAACAAUAUGUCCGCUGCUUACGAGGCAAGCAUGCUCUUGGUGACCUCGUGCUUGUCGAAAAAUGUCCACUUGUGGAAUCCACGGAGGAAAAUCUCCAUAACAGUGUAACCCCUAAGUUGCAGCACAGCUUCAAAGCAAUCUCCACGACUCCCACUCCAUCAAAGACCUCCGUGGGGUCAUCACCAAGGACCCGCAAGAAAAGGAAGAAGAUGAACAGACGCUUGACGAAUCGGGGAAGAGAAUGGAAGUCUGCAGCUGCCACCCCUCCCAAGGUCGUCCACAGCCCGUCACUGACUGUGGCUUUGCAACCAGAGCUGGACGAUGUCGAGGGCCUGUUGUUUGUCUCAUUCACCUCAAAGGAAGCUCUUGAGGUUCACGUCAGGAACAAGCCACCCAAUAGCACAGCACCAGUAUCUCCAGUUUCCCAAAUGAGUCAGAAGCAGCUGAAGCAAACAGAGGAGCUGAUCCCAGCGACUGAUGAAGAGAAGAUCGUUCAGAAGGAGGCCGUCCUGCUGCAGGACCUCAGAGUUUUCAAACACAGACAGGUCAUCCACCCUGUGCUGCAGGAAGUUGGUUUGAAGCUGAGCUCUCUAAACCCUACCAAGUCUGUUGACCUGCAGUAUGUGGGGGUUCAUCUGCCUCUUCCUCCAGCGAAUCUACCAGAACAAGUCAACUCCACAGCCCUGUCUCUUGGUGAAAAGAGUCUACCCUUCAUCUCCAGGACAGGGAAGACAAGUGACAUGACAAAAAUAAAAGGAUGGAAAAACAAGUUCAUAAAAAACAAAGAAUCAUCUUUUAACACUGAUGGAUUACAAAAGAACCUAUCUGCCUUCUGCAGCGACUUGUUGGAUGAGUACUUGGAAAGCGAAGCUCAGCAAAUCAGUGAGCGGGCUGCUGCGUUCUCCACGAACUCAGAGGGCUCUGUGGCCUAUCAGCUGCCCGCUAAAGGCUCCAGCUACGUAAAGACCCUGGACAGCGUGCUCAAGCAUCGGAACCCUGCUUCCAACAGACCAUGCCCGCUCUCCCACAAACCCCUCCUCUACUCUGCCAUGACGUCACAGGCUCCCCCUCUGCCCAGCCCUGCCACACCCAUUCAAGCCAAAUCUCCGUCCACACUGACAGAAGAUGCAAAAGCCGCUUCUGGGUCUAGUGCUUUUUCAAACAGAUCAUCUACACACCACCCAGCGAGCUUUGGGCAGAACCAGGGGAUAACACACAGACCUUCAGGCUUAACUAAGUUUGAGCUCAAAAUGUCACAGAUAGAGGUCGAAGCCCUGAACAAGGGUCUGAACAGAACACAGCUGACUCCAGAUAGACUGACAGUGGCUCUGUCUGUACUCCUGACAAAACAGAUGCAUAUUCCAGGCCUGAAGGUACCUAGUCCACAGUUUAAAGAUGCUGGACUAGAAUGUGGUCAGGAGUUCUGCAGACUGGGCUGUGUGUGUUCCAGUCUGCAGCAUCUGAACAGUGGUCCUCUCCACUGCCGCCGGCCUGAAUGCAUGUUUGGUUGUGCCUGCUUCAAACGCAAGAUCACCAAGCACAUUUCUGCUGGGGAGAGGGAACCAGAUAUCCAACCUGUUUACUCUAUGACUAAUAUGCAACAUGUGGUUCAACCUCGCCCCGGCUCCCACACUAAUAAACUGUGGAAACGCAACAUUUGUGAUGUGGAUGCAGAGCCGCUCUUCGUCCCAGAAAGUCCUCAGUAUUUGGUCUCUGCAAAGAACGUGAAACGCAGCAGUGUAACUCGUCUAACACAGCCGAUUAGAGAGGAGGACAAGGAUCCAGUGUAUAAAUACUUGGAGAGCAUGAUGACAUGUGCACGUGUAAGAGGGGUUAACAGCAAGCCUCCUCCAAAAGUUACCAUAGAGCCAAAGAUCCCUGAUGCGUCUUUGGCGUACACCGUAAUGAAACAGAAGACAACAACUGACAACCUGCAGGGAAACCAUCCAAGUUCUUUUAAGAAAACAGCAGAGAAGCCCAGCCAGGAAACCAUAGCCGGUAAAAAGGAAGCAAAGAAUCAAAUCCAGAUCCAGUCAGCAUGUCAGUGGAAACAGGACCACAAAAUGGUCCUAGAAGCUUUAUGUGAACGCAUGAAUCAGAAACGGUUGUCUAAGCGUUUCCGCAUCGGACCAUACCUCAUCUGCCCACUCACCAAGAUAUCCAUGCAAAAGCCCAGUGGCUCGACUGUCACAUACAGGGUGCACAUAAGUAAACCGUCAAAAGCCAGUGAUAAUGAGGAGGAUGAAUGUGACGACAGUGAUGAGGAAGACGGCCUCAGUGAAGAGUUGGACAUGCAGGUUGGAGUCAUGCCUUUCCUUGGUGGAGUUUUACCUGCAGGCAAACUAAAAGCCAGGACCAAACCUGCUGGCAGCCAACCAUGUGCACUUAUACAGGUGAAUGGCAAAUCUUACAAUCAGGCCAGACUGUUGCUGGGAAGAAUGGGAUCUUUACACCCAGCUAACCGCCUUGCAGCAUAUGUGACAGGCCGACUUCAUGCUCCUGCUGACAUCAUUCAUAAAAACUCUCAGAAGCCAGACUCAACACUAAGGAACAACAGUCAUAGUGCUCUGCAUGUGAAAGCCACAGAUGGUGUAGUGCCUCAAAGCGUCACUGCAAGGAAAACCACUGAGCUGAAGAUUCCAACCCAAUCACCAGUUCCAUUGCAUCUCAACUCCUGGAGAAAAGGAUCCACCACCUUCCCACAGCAUUCACAAAACUCCUCCUGGAUUAACCCUGUCCAAAUGUUCAUCUCGAGCCAGCUCAGCUCAGUCCAGACCAAGUCUUCGCCUGUCUCUCUCACUGUCUCCCCCUCAUUGAAAAACCCCAGCUUCCUUGGACAGAGUGGGACUUAUUCUUUCAGGAUCUGCCCUCCAGCUAACGAGAGCACCCGAGGCCAGAAUCCACCAGGAGUGGCCUUGCCUGGGGGCUUCACCAUCAUUGACCUCCCACAACCUGGAUCUAAUGACGCUCCACAACCUUCAGAAACUGUAAAGACUACAAACAUGGCUGCUGUUAAAAAUAAAAGUCUGCCACAACAAGAUGCCUUGUUCAAUUUUAGACAAUCUGGUUGGGAUGCAAACUGGCUCACUCCAUCAAAAAGUACAUUAGAGCCUCGCUCCUCAUCUAAGCUGGUGUGUGGUGAAAAGAUGCCUCCAGGUGAUGACACCAACAGCACGUGGAUGGAAUCAAACACGGAUUUCACCUCAGAAUGCUUAAACUCCGAAGACUCUGACUACUGUGGAGACGGUGACGAAGACGAGGAGCCAUUGGACAUUGAGACAAUAGAGGAAGAGAGACAAGAAAAGGCCAUCGCAGAAAUGAAGGAGGCUGCUCUAAAAACAUUACAGGAGUCACGAAAUUCCAGUCUCUUCCAGUCCAGUCUUGACAUGGGACUGAACAUCCAGGAACAACAGGACAAAAAGAAGCGAACGAACCACACUGCGCUAGAAAGGCAGAGACGCUCUGAACAGCGGAUCCUCUUUGACAAACUCCAGAGCAUCCUUUGUGGUGACCUCGGUGGCACCAAGCCCCCCAGGCUCCACCUGCUCUCACUGGCUGUAAAGGAAAUCCAAAAAAUGGCUGAGAUGUCCAAAUUCCUCAAGGAGAAAAAGACGAGAUUGGCUCAGUUACAGUCGGACUAUCUGAAGAAGCUCUCCAUUUUGUCUGGGAAGUCCGAGAUGCUGAUCAAACACAAGCUGAGUGCCAUCUGCAGGAAGCAGAAAAUGAGAGAGAAGACGAUGAAAUGGAGUCCAUUUUUUUCCCAGCUCCUCCAGUCCAGAGCUGCUCUCCUGCAAAACAGAGCCCCCCAGUCCCAGCACAUGCCCCUGUUACAUCCUGACUUCAUUCCACACAAAACUGCUGCCCAAACAAAUGCACAACCCAUAAUGGCCGUGCUUGAUCCUAUCUCAGCCCAAUCCAGUGUAAACCCUCCCAAACCCCUGUCCACACUACUGUCCACACCACUGUCUCACCCUCAAGCUGCGUCCACGCCUGCCAAGGCUUUCCUCACUGCAGCCCUAUCACAGGGAGAGAAUCAGGAACAACCUGGAGCUCCAGCCCAGGGCAGCGUGCCUAAUUCACAGUCUCAGGUCCCGACAGGUAAAGACAUCCCUCCGACCACCGCAACCCCUGUAACUACAACACCCAAUCCCCAAAACCCCUCCACAAACCCUUUACCGUCCAUUUCUCUUCCUCUGAUUCGCUCCAAGACCGGCAGACUCAUACUUCCCUCAUCUAUGAAACCAAGUAAGUUGUUACAUUGCGUAAGAUGUCCAUGA